AUUUGAACAUAUUGAAUCAUGUACGUAAUGUAAAUUUUAUACAAUUUAAUUGCAAACUAUAAUUUUUUAAAAAUAAAAUUAAUAAACAAUUCAGAUCGGAAGAGUAUACAAAUUCUCAAAUGUGUUAAUAUCACCAGCAAAUAAAUUAUAUAAUAGUAUGAAAAACACGUUUGAGUUAAAAUUGUAUGAAGAGACAGAAGUUGAAGAAAUUGAAGAGGAAGAUGAAGCAUCAAAAAGAUUAAAUACUUUUAAUUUUGUAAAAAUAAAGGAAAUAGAUUUAAUUCCAGCGAAAAAAGUAAUUGAUACGUUUGGAAUAAUAAAAGUCAUCUCCGAUGAUAUUGAAGUCACAGUGACGGGUAAUAAAGUAACAAAGAGACAUGUAACAAUUUCAGAUGAAAAUAAUAAAACAAUUGAUUUGGUAUUUUGGGGGGAAUCGGCAAAAAACUUUAAUGAGGAAAUAGACUCAAUUAUCACUGUUAAAGGCGGCAAAAUUAAUGAUUACCGAGGUGUCAAAUCAUUAUCAAUAAUUUUGAAUUCACAAAUUUUGAUAAAUGAUUUCGAAAAUGAAGAAAUAAAAAAUUUUCAAUUAAAAUUAUCCACUUAAAGAAAAAAAAAGAAAAUGAAAAUAACUCAGGAAUAAUUAAUAAUAAUCCAUUUUUCCUAACGAAGAAAAAUGAUAAUCGAAUUACAUUAAAAUUAUUUAAUGUAAAAAAUUAUAAUAUACUUUCAUCGAGACGAGGCAAGACGAAUAUUACCGAAGAUACUCGAAUACACAAAAUGUCUUUUAUUCAAAGUGUCUUACUUUGAAAACGUCUUAAAUUAGCAAAAAUGACUUAAAUAAAGACACUUUUACCGUCUACAUUACAUGUCUUAAAUUAUAAGCACUGAAAGUGACUUGUUUACAUUUGUAAGACGCAAGAAGUGUCUCUAAUUUUUAGUCACUUUGCAUAAAAGACAGAUGAAUUAGUCAUUUAUUCCAGACUAGACGUUUUCAAAACGUCUAAUGUCUUAAAAUAAGACGUUUUGAAGACGCUAGUUUUUGCAGUGAUGUAUUAAUAAAUAAAAUUAAACAAUAUUGUUAUUGAAAAAUAAAAAUUGUGCAU
Molecule: messenger RNA, 1103 nt
Organism: Leptopilina heterotoma
Lineage: Eukaryota; Metazoa; Arthropoda; Insecta; Hymenoptera; Figitidae
Product: replication protein A 70 kDa DNA-binding subunit-like
Exons: 4
Coding region: 158-604 (148 amino acids)
Source: RefSeq, a predicted model, not a curated record